Molecule: messenger RNA, 390 nt
Organism: Aspergillus fischeri NRRL 181
Lineage: Eukaryota; Fungi; Ascomycota; Eurotiomycetes; Eurotiales; Aspergillaceae
Exons: 2
Coding region: 1-390 (129 amino acids)
Source: RefSeq, a predicted model, not a curated record
AUGUCCAGAUUCCGCUCGCAACGCAAGAAAAACGCUCGCUCUAUCGCUUCAGAGGACCCCUGGAGGGUCGAUACCCCCUUCGGCCCUCCACGGAUGUCCUCCUUCCGCGGCGGUGGCAUUCAACGAAUCCGCAAUACACUUUCCAGGUUGUCACCCUCCGCACGAGCGGAGAGAGAACUCCUGAAACAGAAGAGCCAAUACAAAAUCCCCUUGACGGAAAGGAAUAUCGACACGCUGGUCACCAACCAGCUCUUCUCCGACUCUGACUCUCAUCGCUCUCUUGGCGUCGACGCCAUCGCCCGAUAUGCCGCGCCAGGUAUGCAAGUCUAUCCCCCCUGCCGCAACGCAACGCAACAGCAACAACCUAGCAAAGAAUCUCAGACAGCUUGA